UCUUGUGAAACCCAGUUGCAAUCACAAUGGUUCUUUCGACCUGAUGCUUUCCAUCUCCAUCGAACUCCUCUUUGGGUGUUACCCCUUACCAUGUCGGCUGUCACACUCGCAGGCGGGGAUCGCAUCAAGUUGCUCCGCCUAGUACAGGAUGGAUAGUUUUCUUCUGUUUCGUCGUUGUGGCCGUCCUGAUCGUCAUAGCAGUAAGUAUAUGCAGAAGGGGUCGGAUGCAUCGAAAUUACCCGUUGGGAAUCUCCCCACCUGGGCACACAUAUUGGUCUCGCUCUGCUUUGUAUGAUGGGGAUCAGACUACUGGGUCGAGGACGAUGCGUGGGAUGAGUGGCGUAACUACUGCAGGUGGUACCGCAGGUGAAGCGAACGGGGAAGCACACCCAUAUUACAUCACUGCGCAGCUCUUUCCCGGAGCACAUCGAUCAUCUGCUUACGAAGACCCGUCCCCUCUCUUCAUGGAUCAACAACAUCACCCCGGCAGUUACCGUCUACCGUUCCCUAUUCCUCCACAUAGCGCUCGCACUCGUCAACCUCGCAUAUCAUCCAACUUUCCAGUGGAGUUUCUUUUCUCUGGUCGGUACACCCUUCCGCUGCUAGAGGUAGGGAGAGCACCAUCACCGGUCCCUUCAUACGAGGAACCGAAAUUCUAUACUGGCGCUUCAAUAAAUGCUGCUCAUCCCCCCGCCACGGCGUCCGACGAACUGGAGAGCCAGCCACUUACGUCAUCAUCAUCAGAGGAAGGAGGAAUAGACGAAUGUCCUAUAUGUUUCGAAGGCUUCUCACCUGACCGCCCAGCGGUCGUGGGCGCACCAUGUGGCCAUACCCUCUGUAAACGAUGCUGGGAUUUGAUCGUGGAGGACUCUAAACAAGCCAUGAGGCAUAGCUUCAGAGGUGUUACUGCGGGUGAGAUUGGGGAGGAGGCAGGAGCGAGAUGUCAUGCGUGCAGGAUGCCCUAUGUUAGGAAGAAGAGGGACGAGAUGCAAACUUCGAGUGAAAUUUAUAAGGGUGGAAAGGGAUACGCUAGCGGAGGAGAGACAGAGGAAGAAGGGGAGAGAAAAGAGGAAUCCUGAUCAAGUGUUCGACCUCUGCACGCACGACCUCCGAAUCCAUCUUCACGCCUCAAAACAUUA
Messenger RNA from Cantharellus anzutake, 1139 nucleotides. RefSeq lists its product as uncharacterized. Bases 225 to 1079 code for a protein of 284 amino acids. The record is from RefSeq and is a predicted model, not a curated record. Lineage: Eukaryota; Fungi; Basidiomycota; Agaricomycetes; Cantharellales; Hydnaceae. The transcript has 2 exons.